Molecule: messenger RNA, 1768 nt
Organism: Zalophus californianus (California sea lion)
Lineage: Eukaryota; Metazoa; Chordata; Mammalia; Carnivora; Otariidae
Gene: RNF223
Product: ring finger protein 223
Exons: 2
Coding region: 532-1260 (242 amino acids)
Biological process (GO): protein ubiquitination
Molecular function (GO): ubiquitin protein ligase activity
Source: RefSeq, a predicted model, not a curated record
UAACCAGCAAGAUAGGGUCAGGGUCACCUCUGGGGGGUCCUUCUGGGCUCCAUGGGGUCUGUCCACUGUCCUCCUUCCCUGUCCUCCCCCAGGCGAGACCCAUGUGGCAGGGCAAGGGGCAGGGCCGGACAGGGCCCUGGUCAGCAGGCAGGUCCCGUGAGCCUUGCCAGGGAGACAAAGGCAGGGUCUCCUGUGGAAAUGGGAGUGGGUCAGGAGGACGGCAGCCGUGUGACCCUGCAGGGUGGUGGUCGUCCCGGAGGAUGGCUGGGGCUCCUCAGGCUGAGGUGCACUUCUAGGUCCUGAGGGCCAGCAGCAAGCCCGCAUCACCAGCCAGACAAGCUGGCCCUACCGGUACGGGCGAGGCUGGGAAACAAAGCCUCCUUGGGACACCGGCCCCCACCCCUGUUCAGGCCCUCCUCGACUUCCCGCAGCCUGCCAGCUCACCCUGGCCCCCAGACGGAGUCCUGACCCUCACCCAGCCAGGCCUGGCACCCCACCCUCAUUCAGCUGCCUGAAAACUGGCUCAGAGUCAUGUCGUCAGGCCAGCAGGUGUGGCAUACAGCCACGCCGGCCCCCGGUCGGCCCAGCCCUACAGCCACGGUGCCCAGGUCCCCCAGCACCCCCGGCUCAGAGAAGGUGGCCUCCCCACUGGAGUGCUCCAUCUGCUUCUCAGGCUAUGACAACAUCUUCAAGACGCCCAAGGAGCUCUCCUGCACACACGUCUUCUGCCUGGAGUGCCUGGCACGGCUGGCGGCCGCCCAGCCAACAGGCCGGCCCGGCAGCGAGGCUGUGCCUUGCCCGUUCUGCCGGAAGCCCACGGCUGUGCCGGCUGCCGGGGCCCCCGCCCUGCGCACCAGCCGCCAGCUGCAGGCCAGGAUGCCGGCACACCUGCGUCGGGAGGAGCCCGUGUGGCUGGAGGGCACUAAGCUGUGCUGCCGCCCGCCGCCCUCCACACCCGGCCUUCCAGCGCCUGGCUUCGUGUGUGUGGAUGUGGGCCUGAGCAAGCCUGCGGAGCCCACUGCACCCACACCCGCCCCGCGCCCUGCCCGCCGCCAGGGCCGUCUGGCCCGCUGCUGGGCGCGCUGCAGGGACUGGAGGCGCGUGGCGCUGGUCACGGCCCUGCUACUGGUGCUCUCCUGUGUGGUGCUCUGGCCCGUGCAGUGCGCGCUGAAGACUGGGAACCUGCACUGCGUCCCCCCGCCCUCUGCCACCAUCACCAGCGCCGCUGCCUUCUCUCCUGGGCCCUUGGCCGACCGCUAGGCUCAGUCACCCCUGCCCCAGCUCCAGGUGUGGGUCCCUGGCCCACAGUUUGGGUCACAGGUGUGGCAACCCCAGAGGGGCCCCAACAUCUCUGAGGACCCCAUAUACCCAUUCAGCUAGCCUUCCCCCUACUCUGGGGGGCUGGAUCCUGAUGGCACGGACAGAAGGGUCCCUGAAGCUUCCAAGAAUCACAGGCUCCCAUGGGUCCCAGAGACCACCUCCCUAACCCCCCAUCACGGAGAGACAGCCCUGAUGAGGCCCCCUCUGUAUUCACUGUGAAUUACCUGCAUUAGCAGCCCUUUGCUGGGAAGGGAUGGCACUCACCAUCUUUAUUUUAUUUUCACAUUUCACCCACGGCUCCUUCCCCAGGCAGGGCUGGCCCCUUCCAUCGGGUCGGGGUGCUAAUCCUGCCCUCUGACUAGGGGGACAAAGGGCAGCAGCAGGAGGCCCAGUCCUCCAGUGCCCAGCCUGAGCUGCACAUUUUAAAAUAAAUUCUUUUGUAGCCACA